Molecule: messenger RNA, 1993 nt
Organism: Oryzias melastigma (Indian medaka)
Lineage: Eukaryota; Metazoa; Chordata; Actinopteri; Beloniformes; Adrianichthyidae
Exons: 6
Coding region: 11-1729 (572 amino acids)
Source: RefSeq, a predicted model, not a curated record
UCAUUUUAAGAUGGAUCGAAAGACAGGCGUGAUAAGAUUGACUCAGGGGGUGACGGACAGGCUUAUAACUCCUGUGCUGCGACUCCAGGUCAUGGCAUUCCAGGAAGACGACCCCAUGAAGUAUUCUGUUGCAACCGUGUUGGUCCGAAUCCUAGCAGAGAAUCAGUUCUAUCCAGAGUUCGACAGGCCUGAAUACAGAGGUUUCGUGAUCGCAGGAAAGAGCCCCGUUUCUCUGGUCAACACCUACGGCAGCAAAGCUCUGAUGCUGCACGUCCGAGACCAAGACUUUAGACAGGCAGGCCUCCACACCUAUGAUGCUACAGUUAUAGAUCUGUUUCUUUCACUAACCACCUGUUUUUUCUCCACAUAUUGGCAGGGGUUUAAUCCCAUGAUCUACUUCUCCUUUAGUCCUACAUCUAAUUACACAGAUAUCUAUCAAGUGACACAGGGGGGGCUCCUAAUUGCACAAACUUGCCAUCUUAAACCGAAGCAGAAACACGUUCUAGAGAUUAUGGCCGUGGAUCAGGAGUCGGGUGAUGCCACUUUUGCGACUGUUGUGGUGGAAGUGUUACCUGAAGGACAGACAAUCCCUCAUCAUCCACUUGGAGAUGACCGACUGACAGGCUGCACCGUAGGCAAAGCCUUGUUUCUGAGCAUGCUGUUCCUGAGCGCGCUCGGAUGUGUCCUGUUGAUGCUCAUGUGGCUGAAGAAAAAGCAUAGGGCGAUGAAGGGCCCGCUGGAGAGAGGCUGCGUGGCUCAGUGCAAACACCCCAACGUGAGCUUACGGUGGUUCCAAUUGGUGAGUCAUGGCAACGCCAUGCCCCACAUGGAGGACGUCCACCACAACAACGAGGAAGGCGGCGCCUGCAAUCCCUCCUUCAGCUUCCUGGAGAAACCCAACACCGAUCAAGACGCCAGCCUCAGUCGGGAGCCUGUUUCAGCCAAAACAACAGUUUCAUUUGACAUCACUGUCAUCCCCAUUGAGACGGUGUCUGUGAAUCUCAAUAAUAAUGCAGGUUCACCAAAUAAAACGAGCACCUUUCACGUGGAGAAGGAGGAAUUGAGCACCACAUAUGAGGCACAAGAAGCUCCGGCUAAAGAAAGUCCAGGAUCGCCAUCCGGUGGGACACCAGAGGCGACUGAAACAGAAACCAACAGCAGUCCAAAGCCUGUAAACCAGGAUUGUACAGAAACUUUACCUGCAAACAUUGAUGCUCUGGUGACUAGAACCCCAUCUCCGGUCAGCAACCCAUGCAGCCUUCCUCAAAGUUCUCUAGAAGAAUCUGACAACCUCAUCCAAAAAUCAUGCAUCACGACAUACGACCAGACUUCUCCCCACCCUGAAGUGACAGACUCAGCUCCGCCCUCGCCAGAACACGGACCUUUGAAAGCCGUGUUGGUGCACAUAGAUACAACUCCAACCGACACACCUCCAGAAACGCCAGAGGUCACAGCAAAAACUAUGCAUGCAGGGGAUGACCAGCCGUGCACGUCGCUGGACCAAGUGGCGCUGUCAGAUUGUGUGGAGGAGAGCGCAGAGAGUCCAUGUCAGGACAAAAUGACCUCAGAAAACGUCCCAGACAAAGUGAAGGAUGAGGAAGAUGGUUGUCUUGGAGAUGCGGAUGCAGACCAAAACAGGGAGAGUGAGGGUGAGUUAGAGUCAGACGAAGAAGAGCUCCUGAGAGUGAUGAUGCGUUGUAAUCCUAUUUUCAUUACAUUUAGUAAGUGACGCUACUAUGAUAUCACAGGCACCAAGACUCUUCCGGCAGACGGCAGAAGAUGGAGCAGGUGAGGGGAAGACGGAGGAUGACAGCGCAGUGUGGAAAUGCCAUCAAGCUGUUAGACAAACCCCACAGUCUGGUUCUGCUGAGAAAUAGAGGAAGACAUGAUCAUCACACACACAGAAAUGGACUGUAAAUAUAAGAAUAUAAAUAUAUAUGAAAAUAUCACUAAUAGACCAUCACAGCAUGUCUUGUACUUUCAAUUUCAUAUU